Messenger RNA from Oryzias melastigma (Indian medaka), 3224 nucleotides. RefSeq lists its product as uncharacterized. The coding region runs from base 515 to 1189 and encodes 224 amino acids. The record is from RefSeq and is a predicted model, not a curated record. Lineage: Eukaryota; Metazoa; Chordata; Actinopteri; Beloniformes; Adrianichthyidae. Gene Ontology annotation, cellular component: external side of plasma membrane. The transcript has 3 exons. Gene Ontology annotation, biological process: cell surface receptor signaling pathway; cellular response to lipopolysaccharide; negative regulation of T cell proliferation.
CUGAAUAGUACAGAUCAAGAAAUAAUGUCUAGGCUGAGGUUGGGUCAUACAGGACUCAAUAACACACUACAUUUGUUAGGGAAACAUCCAACAGGUCUUUGUGAUUGUGGCCAGGAUAAGGAAACAGUGAAACAUGUUCUUUGUCACUGCACUACACAUUCAGUAAGCAGAAGGCACCUCAAAGAAAGCUUAAAGAAAGGUGGAGGCGGAUGUAUUAGUCCUAAGAAUUUAUUAAGUGGAGAGGAAGGGAAAUGCAGACCUGUGUUGGAAUUUCUACGGCAUAGUGGUUUGAUAAAAAGAAUGUAGUUGUUGCACAUUAUGGAAUAGUUUUUUUCUUUUCUUUCAAUACUCCGACCCACACUCCAGCACAGUAGGUGGCGGAAAUACACCUUUAAGUUAGAAGCCACCGGCCAUAAAACAAGAAGAAGAUGACGUCAUAUCCGCCAUCGAUUGAACAGCAAGCCGCACGUGGAGGUCCGGCGGCUUCGACGAGAGCGCAGCUGGAUUUCUAACGAUGUGGCUCCUCGGUUCUGUUCUUUUCUUCAUCCUGGUCGGUUCUUCUGUCUUUAAAACGCCAGAUUCAAGGAUCAUCACUGCUAAACCUGGAGAUGACGUCACUCUGAGAUGUCAAGAUCCAAACAUCAACGAGGAUUCAGCUUCGGAGUGGACCAGAUCUGACCUGAAGGAGGGAGAAUAUGUGUUUUUAUACAGGAAUGGUGGUGUUGAUCAAGACAAUCAGCAUGAGUCUUUCAUGAACCGAGUGUUUCUGAAUAACAGUCAGAUGAAGGAUGGAGAUCUGUCUGUGGUUCUGAAGAACGUGAAGAUUGAAGAUUCUGGAACAUACAAGUGUUCAGUCCUACAACAAAGUGGUUCACACAGAGAAAUGAAGCCGAUCUCCACCAUCUACCUGCAGGUGUCUCCUCCAGGAAAGGAAGGAGGACAAGAUGAAGGAGGACAGGAGGAAAAACACAAGAAUGAAGGAAGUCUGGCUUUCCUCGGUCUGAUUGUUCCAUUAUUUCUUCUUGCUGCUGCUGUUUUCUGGAUUUACAAGAAGAAAAAAUGUUCAAACCGAAGUUCUACCAACCAGCAGAACCCUGAUCCUAAACUUCCUGAUGUGAAUUCUAACUCAGAGAAAAACAUGAUUGACCUCGAUUCUGUAGUCUCCUCUGAUCCUGAUCUGAUCUUCUGAAAUUCUGAAACAUUUCAGACUCAAAGUCCAAACAAGACGACGUAUUUUAGAAGAGGAAGAUGUAAAUCUCUGAUUGAGAUCAGAUCUUUGUUUUCAUUCUAUAAAAUUAUAUUUAUUUUUCUAUGAAAGUUUUCACUUUUGCGGUUUUAAACAUAAAAAGAGAAGUUUGAAAAUGUCUGAGAAACGUCUAGAGAGUUCCUCUGUGUCUUCCAACCAACUCAGUGGCCUUAGAAAAGACUGAAAAUGGAACCAAGUAUCUUUCAACUAAACACACAGCAUUAAUGAACGGAUCAGGGAGUUAAACCACUGAAUGGUUCCAGAGUGCAGCGGUGUCUGCAGCUCUCCACUCCCUCAGGGGAGGGGUCAAAUGCAGACAUCACGUUCCCGAUGGAAGUUUUUCCAUUCUGGAUUGGCUGUAGACGACGUCUGGACUUUCUGGAACCUGCAGCCUCUCCUGCCGUUUUUAACAUUACAUACACACCUGUUGAUUUAUUGAUAGACUUUUAAAAAGUUAAUUAUGGUGUCUGUGUAUUACCCCCCCCCCCAUCUUUGCACCUGCCUGUAUUCCUGAAAGACAUUUAAACUAUUUAUUUGGGAUAAUUUUAAGUUUUUGUUACAUAGUAAUAUCUAUCUUUAAUUUUACUCUACAUUCAUUACAGUGUUGAUUUCUUUGCGUCUUAUUAUAAAGCACUUUGUCAUUUUUCAUGAAUGAUUGUUUUAAAUAUGAACAGUAUUUAUUUGUUUACUGUGAUGUAAAGUGUUUAAAGGAGACAGAACAACUAACGACUCGUUUCUCUGGGAGAACUUUACUGAACUUUUACUGCACUAAAGCUCAUCAGUCAAAGCUGUGAAUGCGAGAGAAGAAACAUUUGUAACAAAAAGACAUUUACUGUGAUGAACGUCUGAGCUACAGUCUGUGGUUUUGGAUCCAGAAGGAGAUCCGGUGGAUCUGAUCUGUUACUGCAGAGUUCAUGUCUUCAUGUCACAGAAACAUGUCUGGACUCCAACAACAUCUCGGCGUCAGACGUGGUGCUAUGUCCAUCACUAAUGGAUUUGGUUUAUCUCAGAACUAAAGUCAUAAGAAAUAUACUAAACAUACAGUCUUUAGCUGUCUCAAAACGUAUUUAUUUUGUGCAUUUGCCUUUCCAUUCAAACGUGUCUUGUUGUUGACACACACAAACUGCUGGUGAGUUUUAUUGUUCUACUGUUUUAUCUUCGUUUUUAUGUAACUUAUUUAUACAUUUUAUUCUUAAAGUCUACUUUUAACUGUUGUUUUUAUUGUUCUUUGGACUUUUACUGUGCAGCGCCUUGUUUGGCCAACGGCCAUUUGAAGGUACUAUAUAAAUUAAUAAAACCUAAACUUAACUUAAAACAUUGACUGUUCAUGUGUUGGACCAUGACGAGCCAGACGGGGCAGCUUUAGCAAAUAAAAGACAAGAACAAGCUUUACAAAUGGAAUAGAAUCUCUUUCAAAUGAAAUGUUUUGUUUUAUUUUAUUGUGAAUUUGCAAUUGUUUUUCUUUCUUUGGUUUUAGGAAAAUAAAGCUUAAAAACAUCUACAGUUUGAUGUAAGCCUCUGUGAAGAAACUUGUUUUAUUAUUUUAUUAUGUUAACCCAAGAUGUAGCUUACAGAUUACCUUUUCACCUUUUAGGAGCAGAUGUUAAGUGUACUUUCCUGCUCCAUCUCAUGAUUUAGGAUGAAAGAGUUUAUGAUAAACAGUUCCCCUUCAGGGGGGCAGGAUGCUGAUUGUAAAAUUCCAAAUAGUCCCUUGUAUUACAUCCUCCCUGCUCGAGGGUCUUAAAGCCAUAAAAUGUUAAUCCUGAGACAAAUGCGGGAACUGGAGGCUUCUGAGAUAACAAUCAACCAGGACAGGAUCAACCAGAAAUGUGACAUGUGGCGUUUCUUUGAAGAGAUCCCUUUAAAAGGUUUUGUGUCUCAUGAGUUCGUCAGAACACUCUGACAGUCUUCCCUACAUGCCUGUGCACCGCAUGUAUCUUUCUGAGUUCUGUUAUUAAAUACUUGUGUUAACUUUGAA